AUGUCAUUCAAUGGUUGCCCAUUUCAGGGAAUCGAGAGUCUUAGUGCAGAGGCUCGAAAAUCCAUCGGAAACGGGCGGUCUCUCGACGCGUUUUUGAUGGACGUGACAAGUGACGAGUCGGUUGGAAAAGUAGCCAGAAGACUUGAAGAGAAAUGUGAAAAGUUUGGAGGAUUACAUGCUUUGGUGAACAACGCUGGAAUCACCGGAAAACAUAUAGCCGACGAUUUUUUGGAUAUGAAUGAAUAUCUGAAAGUAGCAGAAAUCAACUUGUGGGGACCGGUUAGAGCUACAAUGGCUGUCAAGAAACUUUUGAAAAAAGCACGAGGACGAGUGAUUCAAGUAGCCAGUAUUUGUGCUCGUGUUGGACUCCCAGGUCUUGGUCCGUAUACAGUAUCCAAGUACGGUGUUUCUGCAUAUUGUGAUGUUAUUCGGCAAGAAUUACGGCCAUUCGGGAUCUCUGUUCACAUUUUGGAACCCGGAUUUUUUGAUACUCCUUUGAUAAAUAGGCAGAAAAUUGAUGCUGAAAUCUCAGAAGCAUGGGAGCAGGCACCUUCUGACGUGAAGAAAGAAUACGGAGAGAAGUUUUUCAAUGAUGCUCGCCAAUCCACUCAACUCUUCCUGAAUUCGAUUGCUUCUUCUCAAAUUUCUCUGGUUAUCGAUGCAUAUUACCAUGCAAUCACUGCAAAAUAUCCACGAUCCAGAUAUCAAAUCGGAUGGGACAGCAUUUUAUUGUUUAUUCCGUUCUCCUAUCUUCCAACAGGACUACAAGAUUACAUUUUCGCAGCCGCAGGUCUAUUCCUGCCGAAACCGGCUUGCCAUUGA
This is a messenger RNA of Caenorhabditis remanei, 822 nucleotides long. RefSeq lists its product as uncharacterized. Bases 1 to 822 code for a protein of 273 amino acids. The transcript has 6 exons. NCBI's taxonomy places the organism in Eukaryota, Metazoa, Nematoda, Chromadorea, Rhabditida, Rhabditidae. Gene Ontology annotation, molecular function: oxidoreductase activity. The record is from RefSeq and is a predicted model, not a curated record.